AUGCAUCUGCUUUUUUUUUUUUGUUGGUACAACAUAAUUUUAUAUCAGGACGCAAAUUUUGUCGGAAGUGAGCUCGAGGUCAUCAAGUCAUUCUCCGCCGGGCUCCGUUCUAUUUCUUGGUGUGUUCUAUUUAGCGAGCGACAAGCUGGCAAAAGUUGGCUGUUGGGGAGAUUGGAAAAAAAGGAAGCUACAGGGCGAGGAUCGGCUUUGGAAUAUCACUUUAUUAACGUUCACACUGAUUACCGAGACGCGAGUUAUGCUUACCAGUUAAGCAGUGCAGGUAGCAAACUGAUUACGGAAAUUUUAUCACUAAAAGUACCAUUUUAUGUUCUUCUACCUUUUUCCUUUCGCUUUUCAAUCUUUAGUUCUGGAGUUGCUCCUGGCGAAAGUGUUACUUUACCUGUUUGGGUUUUGGAUGGGCAUGAGGCUUUUGCUCCUCUUACAAAGUUCGCGCUAACAUCUGCGUUGGGUCGCUGUGUUAUCGUCCUUUGUGCUUCAUUUUCCAAUCCGGGGUCAAUUUUACCAUCUUUAAACAAAUGGGCAGAUUUAAUUGAUGCACAGAUUCGAAGCAUAUUUUCAAGUGCUGCAAUAUCUGAAGCACGGCAAGCACAAGAGUUAUUCUGGCAGGAAUACGUAGAACCCUUAGACAGUUCUAUGCAUAGCGACAAAAUCCCUUCAUUAGAAACUGAACAUGAGUUACUGCCGCUGGAGCAAAAUGUGCUCACAAAGAACUGUGGGGCAGCAGUUGUAGUUGUUUUGACAAAAUGCGACUUGGCAAGGUCUGAGUUAUCUGAUGACCAAUUAGAUCGCCUUCAGUUUCAUGUCCGUAAAUUUUGCAUGGAACACGGGGCUGCUUUGAUUUAUACUUCGGCCAAAGAGGAGAAAAAUACUGCUUUGUUGUAUAAAUACUUGGUGCAUCGGGCGUGUAAUUUGCCUUUUACUACUGCCGCACAUGUCAUUGAAAGGGAUAGCGUUUUUGUGCCGGCAGGAUGGGAUACCGAGAAAAAACUGGAUAUUUUGAAAGAAAGUACUCGUGAUGUUGAGAUGCCACUGGAGGUUGUUUUUACAGGUUCUUGUAUGUGUGAAUGGCACAGUUUUUCAUUUUAUCUUUUGUCACUACUUCCUCUUACGUAAUU
Messenger RNA from Enterobius vermicularis (human pinworm), 1136 nucleotides. The record is from the annotation of a GenBank genome assembly. Lineage: Eukaryota; Metazoa; Nematoda; Chromadorea; Rhabditida; Oxyuridae.